CCUGUGAGCGCUGGAGCGCGUUCCCGCGGCCCCUGGAGCGACCCGCACGCCCUCCCCGGGGGACGCGCGGCCGUGUGCGGGCUGCAGGGGCGCCCGUGUCCUCGCGGUUGCUCCCUGGACCCCUUCUCCAAGUCCGGCCCAAACGCCCCCCUCUCGCACUGUAGCCCCAGCCCGGGGCCCUCUGCUCACCGCCGUGGGGGGAGUUUGAGGGAGACCUGAGUGGCCAAGCUGGGGGCCCAGUGUCCCCCCCAAGGCACCGCUGCUGGCGUCCGCUGAGCGCUGAGCUGGUGUUCCCGGCACCGAAACGGGCUCGGAGAGAGGCUGACUUGCCAAGGCACACCCACCCUCAGCAGGUGCCUGGCCUCAGGCCCGGCACCCAGCCAUGCGCUGCCACAGACUGGCCCUGGGCCUGGGGCUCUGCCUGCUUGUGGGCAUGGCCCUCUGCGCUCUGUGGGUGUAUGUCGAGAAGUGGCUGCCAUUCUCCUAUGUCCCCUAUUACCUCCCCUGCCCAGAGAUCUUCAACAUGAAGCUGCAGUACAGGGGGGAGAAGCCAUUCCAGCCUGUGGCACAGUCACAGUACCCUCAGCCCAAGCUGCUGGAGCAGAGGCCCACAGAGCUGCUGACGCUCACGCCCUGGUUGGCACCCAUCGUCUCUGAGGGAACCUUCAACCUGGAGCUUUUGCAGCACAUCUACCAGCCACUGAACCUGACCAUUGGGCUCACGGUGUUCGCUGUGGGGAGGUACACCCGCUUUGCCCAGCACUUCCUGGAGUCGGCGGAGCAGUUCUUCAUGCGCGGCUACCGCGUGUGCUACUAUGUCUUCACUGACGACCCCGCGGCCGUCCCCCAGGUCCCCCUGGGCCCCGGCCGCAGCCUCAGCGUCAUCCCCAUCCGGAGGCACCCCCGCUGGGAGGAGAUCUCCAUGCGCCGGAUGGCGACCAUCAGCCAGCACAUCGCGCAGCGCGCGCACCGGGAGGUGGACUACCUCUUCUGCGUGGACGUGGACAUGGUGUUCCGGAACCCCUGGGGCCCUGAGACCUUGGGAGACCUGGUGGCCGCCAUCCACCCGGGCUACUACGCAGCACCCCGCCAGGAGUUCCCCUAUGAGCGCAGGCUGGUUUCUACUGCCUUUGUGGCGGCCGGCGAGGGAGAUUUCUAUUACGGUGGGGCGGUCUUUGGGGGACGGGUGGACAGGGUGUACGAGUUUACCAAGGGCUGCCACAUGGCCAUCCUGGCGGACAAGGCCAACGGCAUCAUGGCAGCCUGGCAGGAGGAGAGCCACCUGAACCGCCGCUUCAUCUCGCACAAGCCCACCAAAGUGCUGUCCCCUGAGUACCUCUGGGAUGACAGGAAGCCCCAGCCACCUAGCCUGAAGCUGAUCCGCUUUUCUACACUGGACAAGAACACCAACUGGCUGCGGAGCUGACAGUAGAGUUGGGGCUGCCAUGGGCAGGGACCCAAGCCCUGCAGCCAGCUUCCCCCACUGGAGCACCCUGCUCACCCCAGCGGAGCACUCAGCUUGUACCAGUCAGUGCCUCACUUCUCAAGCCUUAGCUGAGACCUGCCCUGUCCUGCCUACCUCUCUGUCAAGAAAAUCCAACUGGAAAGCAGAUGUGGAAGAGCCUUUAUAAACUGUAAAGGGCUGUGCCCACAUGAAAAUGCAAAGGUCAAAUGUUGCCCAAGAGAAGGAGGGCCCAGAGGCUCCCCAGCAGAUGUGCCUUCAUGCCUUUGGGGCAGCUGUCAUCUGCCCUACUCAGUGCCUGCAUUCCCACCCCUGCCCCCUUUUGUUGCCCGUUGCCCUUCAAGUUGCACUUGUCACUGCUGGUUGUGAAAGGCAUCCAGGUCCGCUUUUCUCUGGCUGCAGGGCUCCCAGUACAGUGAUGUCCCCCAGCCAGAUGGACCCAACUCCUCACUCAGGACCCUGGAGUGAGCCUGUGGAAUGGCUCUCUCUGGUUUCCAGUCCAGCUGCACCCAUGGCGGCCACCCUCCCUGGCACUUGCCACUUUGUAAGAAGGUUGGGGCAGCUUUAAUAAAGGUGGCAUGUGCUAGCCCCUGACCAGGGUUUUUCCACCUGUA
Miniopterus natalensis is the source of this 2076-nucleotide messenger RNA. RefSeq names its product globoside alpha-1,3-N-acetylgalactosaminyltransferase 1 (FORS blood group). Gene Ontology annotation, cellular component: vesicle; membrane; Golgi apparatus. Gene Ontology annotation, molecular function: globoside alpha-N-acetylgalactosaminyltransferase activity. Lineage: Eukaryota; Metazoa; Chordata; Mammalia; Chiroptera; Miniopteridae. Gene Ontology annotation, biological process: carbohydrate metabolic process. The record is from RefSeq and is a predicted model, not a curated record.